Trematomus bernacchii (emerald rockcod) is the source of this 14586-nucleotide messenger RNA. RefSeq names its product desmoplakin-like. The record is from RefSeq and is a predicted model, not a curated record. NCBI's taxonomy places the organism in Eukaryota, Metazoa, Chordata, Actinopteri, Perciformes, Nototheniidae. The transcript is spliced from 24 exons. Gene Ontology annotation, molecular function: structural molecule activity. Bases 102 to 13970 code for a protein of 4622 amino acids. Gene Ontology annotation, biological process: intermediate filament cytoskeleton organization; skin development; wound healing. Gene Ontology annotation, cellular component: intermediate filament; cytoplasm; plasma membrane.
UCUGCAUCGGAGAGACCGAGGGACCGGGGCCAGCGCACAGAGAGACUAACUUCGUGAUGACUUUCCCCCAGUAGGGUUAGGGUGAGCAUAUCACUGCUAGAAUGAGUAAUUACGGGUCCCAGAAUCGCCUGUACCAUGGCCAGAGUUCGGCCUCCAAAGGCGACUUGACUGGCAGUUACGCACGCAGCGGUGGCGGUAAUGGAUACGAUCCCUACCAGGAAGGAUACAACACCUACACCUUUUCAAAGUCCUCUGGAGGCGGCAUGCCGAGUGGAGCAAUGAUGAACGGAAUGAUGUCGGGAGGCACAAUGUCCAACGGUAUGGUGAUAAAAGGCGGACAUAGCACCAUGAUGAGCAGUUCGGGAGGCGGCAUGUCAGGCGGCAUGGGAGGCGGAAUGGCAAGCGGCAUGUCAGGCGGCAUGGGAGGCGGAAUGGCAAGCGGCAUGGCAAGCGGCAUGUCAAUGUCAGGUGGAAUGGGAGGCGGAAUGGGAGGCGGAAUGGCAAGCGGCAUGGCAAGCGGCAUGUCUAUGUCAGGCGGAAUGGGAGGCGGCAUGGCAAGCGGCAUGGCAAUGUCAGGCGGCAUGGGAGGCGGCAUGGGAGGCGGAUCGAGCACCAUCCACCAGAAGGCCGUGCUGCUGCAGAACCAGUGCCAGGAGUACCUGAAGAAAGCCGAAUACGCCCUUCAAUCUGGCGGUUCCCCGGCUGAUGUAGAGCGCUACAUGAUGCUGGCUAAAGAGUCUAUAGUGCACAUGAGGAACUGCGCCAUGGACCUGAGACAACUGGGACAGCCCAAUGACAACGUAGUGAGGACAUUGGAGGUAUGUAAAGAUCAGCUGAAGGUAGUCCAGAUGGCCAUGACGGGCAGCCUGCACAGGAGGAGGAGCACCAGAGUAAGCUCGGGAGGAUGGGAGGAGCCUGGAAGGAGCUUCCAAGAUGCUAUUGGAUGGAUUGCACAACGCAAGCGUCUGAUUGAGACGGCCCCCUGGGGAGACGACCCUGCAUCCAUCGAGCAGCAGGUCCUCAGCCACCAGAGCUUCCACAGCGCCAACCAGAGGUCUGCAGAGGUGGACCGGGCCAGAGAGGACCUGAUGAAGAAUGGAGACAAGGGGAAUCUUCAUGCUCUGGAUCAGGAAUGGGAGAGUCUGCAGCAAAUGUCCAUUGGUCGAACCGAGCAGUUGCAGGAGCUCAAGAAAAUCAUUCAGGAUAUUUCCAGAGAGAUCAUGUGGGUGAACGAACGGGAGGAGGAGGAGCUGAUGUUUGACUGGGGAGACAAGAACAUCGACAAAUACAUCCCGAAGAAGCAGGAGGGCUACUCGAAACUGAUGAGUGCCCUGGAGGAAAAAGAGAAGGACUUGAAUAAACUCAAAGGAACAGUUGAUACACUCCUGAAGAACAACCAUCCGGCUUCAGACAAGAUCGAGGCUUACAGUGACACUCUGCAGACUCAGUGGAGUUGGCUCCUUCAAAUCACCAAGUGCAUUGAUACUCACCUGAAGGAAAAUGGCGCUUACAACCAGUUCUUUAAAGAGGCCAACGAGACGUACAGCAAGCUGCAGAAGGAACACGAGGCGGUCCGUAAGAAGUUCAUCUGUGACAAGAACACUACUCUGGAGGACCUAGGGGAGAUGCUCAAUGGGCUGGAGAGAGAGAAAGAGAUCAUUAUGGAAAACAAGAGGCAGGUUCAACAUCUGGUCCACAAGUCCAGGAGCAUUGUGAGGCUGAAACCCAGAAACGCCGAAGACAAGAGCAGCAGCCAAGUCAUCGUCAAAGCCCUGUGUGACUUCAAACGAGAACAGAAGGUGAUCUGUAAGGGAGAUGAGGCGAUCCUAAAUAACAACAGUCAGCGCAGUAAGUGGGACAUUACAGGUCCGGGAGGCCUGGAUAUGUCGGUGCCCUCUGUGUGCCUGAUCGUACCCCCCCCCAACCCACUCAGCAUCAGUCUGGCCAACAAGAAUGAGCAGUACUACGACGCCAUCAUGUCAAUCUGGAAUCAGCUGUACAUCAACGUAAAGAGUCUCAUCGCCUGGCAGUACUGCCUCAUUGAUAUCAGACAAAUCAACUCCCUCACCAUGACCAUGCUGUCCCGCAUGCCUCCUGAGGAAUACCGACAACUCAUCAAGCGCAUGGAGACUCGCUUCGAGGAGUUCAAAUCGUGCAGCUACGGCUCCGAGAUGUUUACUGACGAUGACAAGCGUGGCCUGGAUAACCAGAUCACCGGAGCCCAGACCCACUACGAGGAGCUGGUGGUUCAGCUGCCUGCUUACACUGGGAAACUAGAAGCAGAGGAUCAGCAAAACACACAGUACCUGAUCCUGAUACAGCAGCAGCAGCAGCAGCAGCUGCUACUGGAGCAACAGGCUGCAGCAGAGGCGGAGGCCAGGAGACUUGAAGAACUACGAAGAAGAGAAGAGGUUAAGAAAGUGAAGAAAAUAGAGGUCAGAGUGGUAAAUAAAGUGAAGAAGGAAGAAGUUAAAGCCACCAAGGCAGAGGUGGUGAAGAAGGUGGGGAAAGGGUCCUCCUCUUCUUCCUCCUUCUCGUCCUCCCGCAGUUUAUCUGAGCUGCACACGCUCAGACUCAAGCUGGAGGGCGCCGAGGGCACGCUGAGUCAGCAUGUUCACAUCUGCCUCGGAGAUGACGGGAUACGCGACUGUGGCCUCAAGAUCUCUCAGUUAGAGACGGUGCAGCAGGAUGUCCACUCCAUGAACGAGGAGUACGUACGUCUGAGGGAGCAAAUCUUGAAGGAGCUGGAGGGCAUGAAUGACCCGGAUAAAGCCCAGUUCCUACGCAGUGAGAUUGAGAUUAUUAACCAGAGACUGGGCGUUCUUGAGAGCAGCUCGUCAGCUUACCUGCAGCGGCUCCAGGCUCUAAGGGACAUGCUGGAGAGCGUGGCAAGAGCUGAAGACAUAGUGAAAGUUCAUGAAGCAAGGCUAACAGAAAAAGAGACCACUUCCCUGACGCCCAGUGAGGUGGAGGAUUACAUGUCGACCCUUAAGAAUAUCAAAGCAGAGCUGGAUCAGAAGAAGUCAGUGUUGGCCUCCAUGGAGGCGGAGUUAUCCCAGGCCAACCACUGGAACGGCCAGGUGGGCGUGCCCUUCUACAGGUGUGACAUGAUGCUGUCCAAAUACAGUGAGCAGGUGGGCUUGCUGACAGACCGCUGGAAGCGAAUCCAAGCUCAGAUUGACACCAGAGUCCAGGAUUUGCAGAUGUAUCACCCUCAGCUGAAGCACUACAAGCAGACCAGCACCUCCAUUAUUGACUGGAUUGAUACCACACGGAAGAAACAAGACAGCCUGCAGGCCACCAAGAUCGAGAGCAUCCCUGCACUGACGGAGCAUAUUACCAAACAGAAGACUCUGAACUCAGAAAUCAAAGCGAAGAGGGAGACAGUGGAGCGAGUGCUGAGGGACAACGAGGCCUGUGUGAACUCUAUCAAGGACUAUGAGACAGACUUGGCAGCUUACAGCUCUGGUUUAGAGACUUUGCUCAACAUCCCCGUCAAAAGGACAAUGCUGAAGUCGCCAACGAUGGAUCUCAAUGUGGAAGCUACACAACUGCAAACCCGUUACAUGGAGUUGCUCGCCCAUUCUGGUGACUACUCCAAAUUCCUGGGAGUGCUGCAGAAAAACAUGGAGGAGCUCAAGAUUCGUAACACCAGGAUUGACCUGUUGGAAGAAGAACUUCGCCAGCUGAGAGAGAACAUGCAAGACAGCCAUGCCAAGAACAAAUCUCUGGAAGACGCCGUUACACGUUACCAGCUGGAGUUGUCCAACUCGAAGGACCAGCUGCUGUCAUUGGAGGAGGUGAAGCAGAUAACUACGCAGCAGUGCAAUGCCACCAAGGACAGCCUGGACGGCUACCAGAGCCAAAUGUCAGACCUCAACGAUCAGGUGAUUCGUCUCCAAUAUAUGCUCGAUGAAGAAAAGAGGAAGAAGAAGCUGGCAGAGGAGCGCUACACUACACAGCAGGAGGAGUACGAGUUGGUGCUGAGGAAGAGGCAGAAGGAGCUGGAGACGGUCAGCUGGUCCAAGGUGGAGUUGGAGAAGAAUGUGUCGACUAAGGAGCACGAAAUCGAACAGCUGCGGCGGCAGCUGGCUGAGGAGGCAGCAAGGAUCAAGGAGCUUCAGAGGGAGAUGUCAAAGGUAAGGAGCCAAUGCAGUACGGAGAUCAAUAAUUUAAAGCUCAGCUACGAAUCCCACAUCCAUGUCAGCCGCACAGACAUCCAUAGGCUGUCAGCCAAGAAGGAGGAGGAUACAGCAGAUCUCCAGCUGCAGUACAACGCGGUGGAGGCAGAGAGGAGGGAUCUGGAGGAGCAGCUCAGCAUGCUCAGGAUGUCUAUGAGCAAGGCUGAGGAACAACGGCAAAGGGCAGACAUAGAAGCUCACAGCCAGCGCUCUGUCGCCGAAGAGGAAGGGUGCAGGCGGAGAGAUCUGGAAAUUGAGUUGGAGCAGCUGAGGAGUCAGAGUGAUGAGGAAAUGAGCCGGUAUAAAAAGGAGCUGGCGGAGGUCAUGAAGAGACUGCAGGAGAAGAGUGACGAGCUGGCCUACAUAACUCACAGUCUGGAGGAGGAGACCCGCAGGAGGAGAACUAUAGAGGAAGGGCAGGUUGUGCUUGAACAGACAUUGGCCCAGCUGCAGGUGAAGCUAACCAGUUCAUCAGUGGCUUUUACCCAGUUGGGCGUGUGCGAGGAGGAGCUUCUGAAGAUCCGCUCCGAUCUGGAAAAGGAGAGCAGGGGGCGAAUCAGAGUAGAACAGAAUUUAAGCAAGUUACAGGGACGAAUGAAAGACAUUCAGGAUGUUAGAGAUGGGCUGGAGAGCCAAGUGGAGAAUCUGAGGAAGGCUAACCAGGAGGAAGUGUCCAGAAGAAGGCAAGUAGAAAGAGAGCUGGAGAACACCACCAGUGCCAUGACAGAGUACGUCAGCACCCUUACCACUCUACGCCAGAGCCAAGAACAUACCAGUAUGUCAGAGAAGAAAGGUGAAGCAGAGCGUCUUAGGUUGCAGGAGGAACUGGAGAGAAGUUUCAAACAAAACAAGGCAUCUGCAGAGCGCAUGACACAGAUGAGUGCCGAGCUGAAGGCUCUGCAGCAACAACUCCUCCAGGAGCAGGCCAGAGGCAAAGAGGCAAACCUCAGGAACGAGAGCCUUUACAAAACUAUAGAAGAGAAGAGUAAGGUACUGAAUGCGAACUCGGUUGAGCUUCAAAGGUUAAAGGUGACGACAGAAACCCAGACCAAAGAGAGGCUCAAGCUAGAGGAGGAACUCAGGGCAACACGCCAUGACAAAGAGGAACUCCUGAGAAGCAAACAGGGAAGUGCUGAUGAGCUCUCCUCCCAGAUCAGUGCCCUGGAGCUGCAGCUGAAGGCCAGUGAGCGCAGCAAUGUAGAUUACCACAACCUGAUCUCAGAGCUUUCCUCAGAGAGGGAGAAAAUCAAGCUGGAGACUGAGAAAAUACGAAAGCAGGCCACCGAGACAAAAGUCACCAUGCAAACCAUCGAGUCCCAGUACAGUGAGAUAGAGAUAGAGAGAGAUAAUCUUUUGAGGAAAGUACAAUCAUCAGACAAGGAUAGUGAUCGCUGCCGAAUACUGGAAGAGGAACUCAGGCUCAUUAAAUCGUCCAAAGACUCUGAGCUUCGUCGUCUACAAGAGGAUAACGAGAAGGUGAAGAAGGAUUUAAAUUACUGGAAGGACCAGUAUGAAAGUAAGCAGGACACGAUAAGGCAAUAUGAUACAGAGAAGAAUCGUAUGGAGAGUGAAAAGAAGAGUUUGAAAAGUGAGAUAGAUAGGCUGAUGCGGGAACUCAAGGAGCUUGAUGAGAAAUAUAAAAGUAGGCUGUCAGACAUGGAGAAGGAACUGAGGGAUGUGGUCGUUGUCAGAACAAACAUGGAAACUCAGCUGACAAAAGCUAGAGAGACGCCAGCCGUGGAUCCCUCCUCUUUGGUUUUUGAUGGAGUCCGUAAGCCAGUCACAGCAGACCAGUUGCUUGACUGUGCAGUCUUGGACCAACCAACAUUUAGCCAGCUUGUAAAGGGACAAAAGACUGUCCCUGGGGUGUCUGAUGACAAAAAGGUGAAUCUCAAAGGGACAGGUCCAAUAGCUGGGGUGGUAGUUGAAGGUCCGAAAGGUCCAGGGUCUAUUAUUGGACCCCUAUACAAAAUGACAUUAACCGAAGCCAAGAAAGAGAAUCUUCUGCCACCAGAUUGCGUUUACCUGCUAUUGGAUGCACAAGCUGCAACAGGCCACAUCAUUGACCCCAGAACUAAUCAGAAGUUUACAGUUGAAGAGGCAUGUGCUCAAGGUGUGGUUGAUGAAGAGGAAAGGGAGAGGUUGCUAGCAGCAGAGGGUGCAGCUGUAGGAUAUCGUGGUCCUGGCACCAGCAAACCCCUAUCAGUAUUUCAGGCCAUGAAGAAAGGACUAAUUGACAAGAACACAACAUUGCGUCUGCUACAAGCCCAGGAGUCUGUGGGGGGCAUUCUAGAUCCUGUACUUAGUGUGUUUCUUCCCAAAGACAAAGCCAUUGAGCGUAACCUAAUUAAUGAUGACAUAAAACGUGCUCUGAAUCAGGAGCCUGAGCUGUACAUGGACCCAGAAAGUGAAGAUGGUGUAACCUAUAUGUCAAUGAAGAAGAGAUGCAAGGUAGAACUACACACAGGCCUUCUUCUGCUUCCUGUCCCUGAGAAGGUAGAUCAUUCCAAACUAGUCUUUGAUGGUGUUCGGAAACCUGUCACAGCCAAGCAUCUGCUGGAUUGUGGUGUCCUGGACAAGCCAACGUUUAAAGAUCUGGAAAAGGGAAAGAAAACGGUUCCGGAGGUGUCUGAUGACAAAAAGGUGUCACUGAAAGGGACUGGGCCUAUUGCUGGGGUUGUAGCUGGGACUAGAGGGAAAAUGUCUUUCACAGAAGCCAAAAAACAGAUGCUUAUUAGUGAAGAUAGUGCAGAUUUGCUACUGGAAGCCCAAGCUGCCACAGGCCACAUCAUUGACCCUAAAACUAAUCAGAAGCUAACUGUAGAGGAGGCAUGUGCCAGAGGGGUGGUAGACAUUAGGGAUAGAGACAAACUAUUGGCAGCUGAAGCUGCUGCUGUUGGAUACAACCAUUAUGGUACAGCCAAGCCUCUCUCAGUGUUUGAGGCCAUGAAGAAGGAUGUUAUUGACAGAGAGGCUGGACUACGUCUGCUGCAGGCCCAGGAGUCUGUGGGCGGCAUUCUAGAUCCUAAUCUUAGUGUGUUCCUCCCUAAAGACACAGCUAUCAAGCGCAGACUUUUGGAUGAAAACCUCAGAAAAGCUCUAAACCAGAGUCCUAAGUGUUACCUUGACCCAGAAACUGAGCUUGAAGACAGCUAUGAAGCAUUGAAAAAAAGAUGCACAAUAGAGCCUCACACAGGUAUGUUACUUUUGCCAAUUACUGAGAAGCAAGACCCUUCCAAACUGACUUUUGAUGGUGUCCGUAAGACAGUUACAGCGCAGCAGUUGCUUGAUUGUGGGGUCUUGGACAAACCAACAUUCGACCAACUAAUAAAGGGAGAGAAAACUGUCCCAGAGGUGUCUUUGGAUAAGAAGGUGUUUUUAAAGGGGACCGGAUCAAUUGCUGGGGUAGCAGCUGGACCUAUGGGGAAAAUGUCUCUAUCGGAGGCUAAGAAACAAAUGCUCAUGCCCUCAGAGAGUGCAGAUUUGCUCCUGGAUGCACAGGCUGCCACGGGUCACAUCAUUGACCCUUUAACCAAUCAGAAGCUGACCGUAGAGGAAGCAUGUGCUCAAAGAGUGGUGGACAUUAGGGAUCGAGAUAGACUCUUGAAAGCAGAAGCUGCGGCUGUAGGCUACCGGGAUCCUGACACAGCAAAGCCUCUGUCAGUGUUUGAGGCAAUGAAGAAGGGUCUAAUUGAUAGGAAGACUGGGCUUCGUCUUCUGCAGGCCCAGGAGUCUGCCGGAGGCAUUCUAGAUCCUAAUCUCAGUGUGUUCCUUCCUAAAGACACAGCUAUCAAGCGUAACCUUUUGGAUGAGGACCUCUAUCGGGCUCUAAACCAGAGUCCUUCGUGCUACAUUGACCCAGACACCGAGCGCGAAGCCAGCUAUGGGUCUUUAAAGAAGAGAAGCAAAACAGAGUCUCACACAGGCCUGAUACUUCUGCCAAUAACUGAGAGGAAAGACCCUUCCAAACUGACUUUUGAUGGUGUCCGUAAGACAGUUACAGCACAGCAGUUGCUUGAUUGUGGGGUCCUGGACAAACCAACAUUUGACCAACUAAUAAAGGGAGAGAAAACUGUCCCAGAGGUGUCUUUGGAUAAGAAGGUGUUUUUAAAGGGGACCGGAUCAAUUGCUGGGGUAGCAGCUGGACCUAUGGGGAAAAUGUCUCUAUCGGAGGCUAAGAAACAAAUGCUCAUGCCCUCAGAGAGUGCAGAUUUGCUCCUGGAUGCACAGGCUGCCACGGGUCACAUCAUUGACCCUUUAACCAAUCAGAAGCUGACCGUAGAGGAAGCAUGUGCUCAAAGAGUGGUGGACAUUAGGGAUCGAGAUAGACUCUUGAAAGCAGAAGCUGCGGCUGUAGGCUACCGGGAUCCUGACACAGCAAAGCCUCUGUCAGUGUUUGAGGCAAUGAAGAAGGGUCUAAUUGAUAGGAAGACUGGGCUUCGUCUCCUGCAGGCCCAGGAGUCUGCCGGAGGCAUUCUAGAUCCUAAUCUCAGUGUGUUCCUUCCUAAAGACACAGCUAUCAAGCGUAACCUUUUGGAUGAGGACCUCUAUCGGGCUCUAAACCAGAGUCCUUCGUGCUACAUUGACCCAGACACAGAGCGCGAGGCCAGCUAUGGGUCUUUAAAGAAGAGAAGCAAAACAGAGUCUCACACAGGCCUGAUACUUCUGCCAAUAACUGAGAGGAAAGACCCUUCCAAACUGACUUUUGAUGGUGUCCGUAAGACAGUUACAGCGCAGCAGUUGCUUGAUUGUGGGGUCUUGGACAAACCAACAUUUGACCAACUAAUAAAGGGAGAAAAAACUGUCCCAGAGGUGUCUUUGGAUAAGAAGGUGUUUUUAAAGGGGACCGGAUCAAUUGCUGGGGUAGCAGCUGGACCUAUGGGGAAAAUGUCUCUAUCGGAGGCUAAGAAACAAAUGCUCAUGCCCUCAGAGAGUGCAGAUUUGCUCCUGGAUGCACAGGCUGCCACGGGUCACAUCAUGGACCCUUCAACCAAUCAGAAGUUGACAGUAGAGGAAGCAUGUGCUCAAAGAGUGGUGGACAUUAGGGAUCGAGAUAGACUCUUGAAAGCAGAAGCUGCGGCUGUAGGCUACCGGGAUCCUGGCACAGCAAAGCCUCUGUCAGUGUUUGAGGCAAUGAAGAAGGGUCUAAUUGAUAGGAAGACUGGGCUUCGUCUCCUGCAGGCCCAGGAGUCUGCCGGAGGCAUUCUAGAUCCUAAUCUCAGUGUGUUCCUUCCUAAAGACACAGCUAUCAAGCGUAACCUUUUGGAUGAGGACCUCUAUCAGGCUCUAAACCAGAGUCCUUCGUGCUACAUUGACCCAGACACCGAGCGCGAGGCCAGCUAUGGGUCUUUAAAGAAGAGAAGCAAAACAGAGUCUCACACAGGCCUGAUACUUCUGCCAAUAACUGAGAGGAAAGACCCUUCCAAACUGACUUUUGAUGGUGUCCGUAAGACAGUUACAGCGCAGCAGUUGCUUGAUUGUGGGGUCUUGGACAAACCAACAUUUGACCAACUAAUAAAGGGAGAAAAAACUGUCCCAGAGGUGUCUUUGGAUAAGAAGGUGUUUUUAAAGGGGACCGGAUCAAUUGCUGGGGUAGCAGCUGGACCUAUGGGGAAAAUGUCUCUAUCGGAGGCUAAGAAACAAAUGCUCAUGCCCUCAGAGAGUGCAGAUUUGCUCCUGGAUGCACAGGCUGCCACGGGUCACAUCAUGGACCCUUCAACCAAUCAGAAGUUGACAGUAGAGGAAGCAUGUGCUCAAAGAGUGGUGGACAUUAGGGAUCGAGAUAGACUCUUGAAAGCAGAAGCUGCGGCUGUAGGCUACCGGGAUCCUGGCACAGCAAAGCCUCUGUCAGUGUUUGAGGCAAUGAAGAAGGGUCUAAUUGAUAGGAAGACUGGGCUUCGUCUCCUGCAGGCCCAGGAGUCUGCCGGAGGCAUUCUAGAUCCUAAUCUCAGUGUGUUCCUUCCUAAAGACACAGCUAUCAAGCGUAACCUUUUGGAUGAGGACCUCUAUCAGGCUCUAAACCAGAGUCCUUCGUGCUACAUUGACCCAGACACCGAGCGCGAGGCCAGCUAUGGGUCUUUAAAGAAGAGAAGCAAAACAGAGUCUCACACAGGCCUGAUACUUCUGCCAAUAACUGAGAGGAAAGACCCUUCCAAACUGAUGUUUGAUGGAAUCCGCAAGCCAGUCUCAGCACAGCAGUUGUUUGAAUGUGGAGUCCUUGACAAACCAACAUUUAAUCAGCUUGUGAGAGGGGAGAAAUCUGUCCUAGAUGUGUCUAUUGAAAAGAUGGUCUAUCUAAAGGGUACUGGACCCAUUGCUGGGGUGGUAGCUGAAUGUGAAAGAAAAAUGUCUUUCUUAGAUGCCAAGAAACAAAUGCUCCUCCCACCAGAAAGUGCAGAUUUGCUGCUAGAAGCUCAGGCUGCCACAGGCUAUAUAAUUGACCUGAAAACUAAUCAGAAGCUGACAGUAGAAGAGGCAUGCGCCAAAGGGGUGGUUGACAUUCAAAAUCGAGACAGAUUAUUGGUAGCAGAGGCUGCUGCUGUUGGCUUUAAGGAACCUAGGUCAAACAAGCUUCUCUCAGUGUUUGAGGCUAUGAAGAAGGGUCUCAUUGACAAAAAAAUCGGGCUUCGCCUGCUGCAGGCCCAGGAAUCGGCGGGAGGUAUUAUAGAUCCCAAUCUCAGUGUGUUCCUCCCCAAAGAUACAGCUAUCAAGCGCAACCUCUUAGAUGAAAACCUCCGUCAAACUCUAAACCAGAGUCCGGAAUGUUACCGUGAUCCAGAAACUGAACAAAAUACCAGCUAUGGGUCUUUGAAGGAAAAAUGCAUGAUAGAGCCUCAAGAAAGCCUACAACUUUUGCCAGUCUCUAACAAAUGUGACCCCUCCAAACUUCUCUUUGAUGGUGUUCGUAAGUCCGUCACAGCACAACAGUUGCUUGAUUGUGGAAUCCUGGACAAAUCAACAUUUAAUCAACUAAUAAAGGGGGAGAAAAGUGUUGCAGAGGUGUCUGUGGAUAAAAUGGUAUUUCUGAAGGGGACAGGGUCAAUUGCCGGUGUUGCAGCUGGACCUUUAAGAAAAAUGUCUUUUACAGAAGCCAAGAAACAGAACAUUAUGUCAUCCAACAGCGCCGGCAUGCUUCUGGAUGCUCAGGCAGCCACUGGAAAAAUAAUUGAUCCCCAAACUAAUCAAAAACUGACAGUGAAAGAAGCAUGUGCUAGAGGAGUAGUGGAUAAGGAGGAUGAAUCAAAGUUGUUUGCAGCUGAAGCUGCUGCUAUAGGUUACAAAGACCCAAAUAGUGGCAAGCUCCUGUCAGCAGGCCAGGCCAUGAAGAAGGGAUUAAUUGACAAGGACACAGCUCUACGUAUACUUCAGGCUCAAGAGUCUGUAGGGGGUAUUUUGGACCCUGCCCUCAGCGUAUUCUUUCCCAAAGAUAUUGCUAAGGAUAGGGAUCUCAUAGAUGACGACCUAUAUCAGGCCCUGAAUAAGUCUCCUAAGUGUUAUCUGGACCCAGACUCCCAACAAGCAACUACAUAUGUAUCUCUGAAGAGAAAAUGCAAAGCUGAUCCAAGCACAGGUCUCUUGCUCCUCCCUGAGCCUAAGAAGCCAAUAACUGUCCCGGGGCUCAGAGGCAAGGUGUCGGUCAUAGAUCUAGUGGAUGCAAACCUAUUAAAUCAGUCGGAUGUGGAAAAACUGGGGGAUGGCAGAUUGACGUGCAAGGACAUUGAAGACCGCCUGCGCUCCUACCUGAAAGGUUCCACAUGCAUAGCAGGAGUUUAUGAUGAGGCCACGGAUAAGGUGAUGCCGGUCUAUCACGCAAUGAAAGCUGGACUGUUGCAACCUGGGACCACCUUGGAACUGCUUGAGGCCCAGGCAGCCUCCGGUUUUAUAGUUGAUCCUGUCAACAAUCACUACUUUACUGUUACUGAUGCCUACAAUAAAAAACUGUUUGGGCCAGAGUUUAAAGACAACUUGCUAUCAGCAGAGAGGGCUGUGACUGGUUACAAACUGCCGGGUACAGACAAGAUUAUCUCCCUUGUUCAGGCCAUAGAGAGAGGUCUAGUGGAGAAAGGUCAUGGCAUCCGUCUACUAGACGCCCAGAUUGCCAGCGGUGGUAUCAUUGAUCCUGAACGCAGCCAUCGUGUUGACGUUAAAGUAGCCUACAAGAGAGGUUGCUUUACUGAAGAAAUGAACAAGACCCUGACUGAUCAGAGUGGUGAGACUAUGGGCUACUUUGAUCCUAACACAGAAGAAAACAUAACCUAUCUGGAGCUUAAGAAACGCUGUAUCACAGAUAAGAAGACAGGCCUCAUCCUUUUGCCUAUAAUGGACAAGGAAAAGCUAGAGUCAACUCUGAGUAACCGCACACGAAAGAGGAGAGUGGUUAUUGUGGACCCAGAGACUAAUAAAGAGAUGACAGUACGUGAAGCAUAUGACAAAGGUUAUAUUGACCAUGACACGUUCCUGGAGCUGUCCGAUCAGGAGUGUGAGUGGGAAGAGAUAACUACCACUGCUCCAGAUGGUUCUAUAGAGUUGGUUAUCAUCAUGGACAAGAGGUCUGGAAGAAAGUAUGAUGUAACUGAGCUGAUUGAAAAGCAAAUUAUUAGUCAGUCCCAUUUAGAUGAUUACAGAUCGCGUAAAAUCACUCUGACCCAAUUUGCAGACAUCGUCACCAACAAGACCAAACGUGGAUCAUCAUCAUCAUCAUCAUCAUCAUCAUCAACAUCAACAUCAUCAUCAUUUAAAUCAGUUGCCCCAGUUACAUGUUCAACUACAUCAUCUUCAACUUUAAAAACAUCAGCAGUCUCGGUUCCAUUGUCAGGGAAAUUAUCUUCUUCACCAUCAGUCCCCCCAAGACCCUUAUCACCUACCCUCGCCAAGAUGACCACAACAAGAACUACCACAUUCACAGAGCGAAGCGCUUCAACCAGUAGUACAGCUCGUGACUCAUCUGACUCUCUAAGGGGUAUAUCCAGUGUUUCUGUCACCCUAGCCUCUGUUGCUGAAUCAGUGGGGGAACAGGAACCUGUGGGUGCCAUAUUUCACACAGAUACAUUAGAGAAAAUAUCCAUCACAGAGGCUCUAAAUCGUGGUCUGGUAGAUUCCAUCACUGCCCAGAGACUGCUGGAGGCUCAGGCCUGCACUGGAGGAAUAAUUGAUCCCACAAAUGGCCGUAGGCUAAGCAUCCAAGAGGCUACCCGGCAGGGCAUAAUAAAUGACGACAUGGCCCAUAAGCUCAAGCCUGCCCAAAAAGCCUACUUUGGCUUUGAGGAUGUAAAGACCAAGAAGAAGAUGUCUGCUGCUCAGGCCAUGAAGGAGAUGUGGCUGCCAUAUGAGGCAGGGAAUAGGUUCCUGGAGUUCCAGGUUGCCACAGGGGGGGUUUAUGACCCAGAAAUGGGCUGUCGAAGAACCAUGGAAGACGCCAUUAAAAUGGGCUGGCUGACUGUAAGAGCAGCUCAGAAUCUCCAAGACCUCAGAAACCACACAAAGAACAUGAACUGCCCAAAGACCAAACUUAAGAUCUCUUACAAGGAGGCUCUGGAUAAUUGUCUGGUGGAGGAAAGCAAUGGGAUGAAAAUGCUCCAGGCAUCAUCUGAGUCUUCCAGAGGAAUCAGCAGUCCCUACAAUGCCUCCUCUGCCCCAGGAUCCGCUGCUGGCUCCAGGAGUGGUUCACGAUGCGGCUCCCGCCGGAGCAGUGUCGACCUAGGCUCCCCCCUCUCCUCAUCGAACACCUUCUCAACUUCUUACCAGAGUCGUACAACCUCCAAUACACUCUCCCCAAGAUCUACUUAUUAAAGUAAAGAUCAGGCGCAAUAAUUCUCAUGCCAAUUAGUCAGUUUGUUAAAACUAUACUGAUUUAAAAAAAAUAAUUGUGUUUUGUAUACGAGGAGAACAAUUCUAACUAUUUUCCUUGAAAGGUUCGUUUUGUUCUUUGCAUUGUUUUAGUUUUAGCUCUGUUGUUGCUAUGCUUUUAAAAUGCUUGUUUACAAGUUAUUGUUAAAAUGAACAUUGUCAAGACAUUUUUUGUAGAAAUUGACUCGAGUAUUAUUGGGCCUCUGAAGGUAUUUGGAUUUGUUUUAAGUUAAUACAAUUGACAGGCACUAUUGCCCCUAAAAUAGGCUUAGAAAUUAUCGCCAUAUUCUUGCAUACACAUAUUACAGAUAUGUUUUUUUAAUCGUUGUAGAAUACUCAUUUCUUUUUAAUUGGUAAAACAAUAAUGUUCUGUAUACAUUCAUUUUUGAAAUACCUAUUUUGUGAAGGCAGGGAUGCAAGGUUUGGUUACAUAUAUUGGCUUAAGUAUUUUUUUCACUUAAUCAGUUGUCAGCCAUUGGUGUUUUGUUCCUUGGUGCUUUGGUUUUAUAACAGUUUCCCAAUAUCUCAAAAAUAAAAGCUAACAUUUGUCUUUUGCUCA